AUCUUCUGCUGUUCCAACGCAUCCCGACAUUUCUCUUCUAUAAAAUGGGCCAAAAACGGAAGCUCAAACCCAUCCAUAAGACUUGCAUACAUUCCCCUUCCAUCUUCUUCAGUUUCCUUAAGUGAGAGUAAAGUACGACAAAAAUGAAUGGACGCCAUCAAUGUCGAAGAAUCCUUGAACCCUAACCCUAACAGAACCAAGGAAGAAAUGGAAGAAGAUGAAGGGGGCUUGCAAGCCAGCAGGAUAUCAAACGCGGUGGCGUUCCCCAUGGUUUUGAAAGCUGCCCUCGAGAUCGGCGUCAUCGACACUAUCUCCAAGGCGGGAGAGGGCGCGUGGCUCUCACCUUCCGAGAUAGCGCGUAGGCUUCCGACCAAACCCACAAACCCGCAGGCUCCACUGUUGUUGGAUCGCAUGCUGCGCUUACUCACUAGCUACUCUAUACUAAAGUGUCGUACGGUGCAAACCGAAAAUGAUGAGAUUGAAAGGGUAUAUGCAGCUGAACCGGUUUGCCGGUUCUUUUUGACCAAUAACCAAGACUCUGGUUCUCUUGUCUCCUUGUUUAUGAUUCUCCACGGUGAUAUCUUUAUCAAGGCAUGGAAUCAUUUGAAACAUAUGGUAUUAGAAGGGGGAGAUGCAUUUACCCACGCCCACGGUACGACCAUAUUCCAAUACAUGUGCAGAGACCAACCUUUGAACGAUCUAUUUAACCGGGCCAUGAGCGGACAUUCCAUCAUGACCGUGAAGAAGGCUCUAGAAGUUUAUCGAGGUUUCGAAGGUGUGAACGUCUUGGUCGAUGUGGGAGGAGGGGUUGGUACUGCUUUAGGUCUCAUCACCUCAAAGUAUCCCAACAUUAAGGGUAUAAAUUUUGAUCUAGCCAGAGCUUUAGCCGACGCUCCUCCUUAUGCCGGGGUUGAACAUGUGGCCGGAGAUAUGUUCGUUGAAGUUCCAAAAGGAGAUGCCGUGUUCAUGAAAUGGAUUCUCCAUGAUUGGAGCGACGAAGAUUGCUCCAAGAUUCUUAGAAAUUGUUGGAAAGCUCUCUCAGAUAAAGGGAAAGUGAUCAUCAUAGACGCGGUUGUUGCCGUAGAUCCAGAAGGCCGUAAUGUCUACUCAAACAUCGUCUUCAGCUUCGACAUGUUGAUGAUGUCUGUAUCCCCAGGCGGGAAAGAAAGGACACAAACCGAGUUUGAAGCUUUGGCUAAGAGGUCGGGAUUCAAUCGCUGCGAAUUCAUAUGCCGUGUUUUCCACUGUUGGGUUAUCGAACUCCACAAAGAGACAGAAGUCUGACGGGAAAAAGAUCGGAGUUCCUUUACAUAUCCAUCGAUCGCUUCUAAUAAGCAUCUUUCCAUUUCUUUGUGGUUUCAUGUUGUUGUCGUUGUCUUUUGGCAUGUAUAAGUAAUAAAAAGCCGAUGGCUGGUCAGAUUGUAUCCUUCAUUUGAUUCAUCGUCAACGUCAAAUGUAAGUCAUAUAUAUAAUCUAGAAACUUGUUUGAUAGAGAAUA
Tarenaya hassleriana is the source of this 1498-nucleotide messenger RNA. RefSeq names its product indole glucosinolate O-methyltransferase 3-like. The coding region runs from base 148 to 1284 and encodes 378 amino acids. Gene Ontology annotation, molecular function: S-adenosylmethionine-dependent methyltransferase activity; O-methyltransferase activity; protein dimerization activity. NCBI's taxonomy places the organism in Eukaryota, Viridiplantae, Streptophyta, Magnoliopsida, Brassicales, Cleomaceae. The transcript is spliced from 4 exons. Gene Ontology annotation, biological process: methylation. The record is from RefSeq and is a predicted model, not a curated record.